CCUAUAACUCUUGUGGUUCUUGGUUUAAUUGAUCUUCAUGCUAGCUUUACUGUUUUUUUGUAAUGGGAGAUCUACUUGUAGAAUGACAUUUGUAACUUAUUUGCUGGUCGUUUUAUACAUGUCGACGGAUGUUUUCCUACCACAGACUAAACUCCGUGUUUUAGCUGCAGACAUGAGAAGGCACUUCACAAUAUGACACGAUAAUAUGACAUUUAUAGAUAUCAGUCGUGUAACACACUUGCUGGCGUUAGCAUAAAGUGCUGAUAUAGCAUCACUGUAGAGUUUUUUUUCCCUAUUUUUUUCCCGGCAUGCAUUUUUGUCUUCGUAUUCCGUUUCACUUUCACUCCUGACUUUGUAUGAAAACUACCUGCUGGAGGCGAAACGUAUUGCAGGUGAGAGGAUUUCCUGCUGCCAUUGCCACCAUGUUUCCUCUCCUGUUGGUGCUCCUUGUUCUCUAUCCUUCCUCAUAUGGAGCUCAGAUACGAAGUCAAGCCCAAACCAAAGAGCCCCCAUUAGCCACCAAUGGCCAGGUGUUCCCCUGGGAUCGCAUGAGACUCCCUACAACCAUCGCUCCCCUCCACUAUGACAUGACCAUCCACCCCAACCUCACCAACCUCGACUUCACUGGUGUAGUUCGUAUUGAACUGGAUGUGCUGGAAGACACCAACACCAUCAUUAUUCACGCCAAGCAAAUGCACGUAUCCAAUGUGCUGCUCCUCGCACCUGAAGGCGUGAGGCCUUUGAAGGUGUUGGAGUAUCCAAGUUUUCAUCAGCUCGCCCUGCUGUCAGACUCUGUGCUGAUCAAAGGUAGGAAGUAUGAGGUCCAGCUGGAGUUUGCUGCCAACUUGUCAGACAGCUUCCAUGGUUUCUACAAGAGCAGCUACCGCACCAGCACUGGGGAGGUCCGAGUCCUGGCAUCUACGCAGUUUGAAGCAACGUUUGCUCGAGGAGCCUUCCCCUGUUUUGAUGAGCCUGCAUUCAAAGCCAAGUUCACCAUACGGAUCAUCCGAGAGCCACGCCACAUAGCCAUUUCUAACAUGCCCAAGGUUAAAACAGUGGAGCUGCCUGGUGGUUUGCUUGAGGAUCAUUUUGACACGACUGUAAAAAUGAGCACUUAUUUGGUGGCCUACAUCGUGUCUGACUUCCUGUCAGUUAGCAAGACCACCCAGCAUGGUGUCAAGAUCUCCAUCUAUGCUGUCCCUGAGAAGAUUGACCAGACAGCUUUUGCUCUGGAUGCUGCAGUCAAGCUGUUGGACUUCUAUGAUGAUUAUUUUGAUAUUCCUUAUCCGCUUCCUAAACAGGACCUGGCUGCUAUCCCUGACUUCCAGUCAGGCGCGAUGGAGAACUGGGGGCUGACCACCUACAGGGAGACUGGCCUCCUCUUUGACCCUGAAAAAUCCUCAGCCUCUGACAAAUUGGGCAUCACUAAAGUCAUUGCCCAUGAACUUGCACACCAGUGGUUUGGGAAUCUGGUGACGAUGGAGUGGUGGAAUGACUUGUGGCUCAAUGAGGGUUUUGCCAAGUUUAUGGAGUUUAUUUCUGUGGACGUCACCUUCCCAGAACUUCACGUGGAUGACUUUUUCUUGGGUAAAUGCUUUGAAGCGAUGGAGGUAGACUCCCUCAGCUCCUCCCAUCCGGUCUCAACUCCCGUGGAAAACCCCACUCAGAUCCAGGAGAUGUUUGAUGAUGUGUCAUAUGACAAGGGAGCAUGUAUUCUGAAUAUGCUGCGGGAUUUCCUCACUCCGGAUGCCUUCGAGAUUGGCAUCAUCCGAUACCUGAAGCGCUACAGCUACCAGAAUACUGUGAACAGCCAUCUGUGGGAGAGCCUAACUGAUGUCUGCAGCUCUGAUGAGUUGGACCAAGGCCGAAUGAAACACACUGAAUUCUGCUCUAAACGUAAACAACAGUCGAGAGCCUCGAAGUGGUACUCUGGCGAUGAGCUGGAUGUGAAGACCAUCAUGGACACCUGGACGCUGCAGGAGGGCUUCCCGCUGGUCACUGUGGAGGUCAGAGGUCGGGAGGUGAGGCUCAGUCAGGAGCGCUACCUGAGGACAGACGAUCCUUCCCUCACUGAAGGAUUCCUGUGGCAGAUUCCACUGACCUACAUGACGAGCAGCUCGAACACCAUCCAUCGUUUCCUGCUCAAGACUAAGACUGAUGUCCUGUACCUGCCUGAGGAGGUGGACUGGGUGAAGUUCAAUGUGAACAUGAGCGGCUACUACAUGGUUCACUAUGCAGGCGAGGGGUGGAACUCCAUUAUAAAACUGCUGCAGCACAACCACACUGCUCUGUCCGGCAACGACCGAGCCAGCCUCAUCAACAACGUCUUCCAGCUGGUCAGUGUGGGGAAGGUGAGGCUGGACACUGCUCUGGAACUGUCCCUGUAUCUGUCCAAAGAGUCUCAGAUCAUGGCUGUGACUCAGGGCUUUCAAGAGCUUGUACCUCUCUACAAGCUGAUGGAAAAGAGAGACAUGCCUGUCCUGGAGAACCAGAUGAAGAGCUACAUUGUGGAUCUGUUCCGGGAGCUGAUUGAUCAACAGGAGUGGACGGACUCUGGUUCAGUGUCUGAGCGAAUGAUGAGAAGUUACCUGCUGCUGUUCGGCAGCGUCAGGAACUACCUUCCAUGUCUGUCCAAAGCCACCCAGCUCUUUAACCAGUGGAAGGAGUCUGAUGGCACCAUGAGCCUCCCUGUUGACGUCACAAUGGCCGUGUUUAUGAUUGGAGCUCGUACACCAGAGGGGUGGGACUUCCUGUUUGAGAAGUACCGCAGCUCUCUGCAGAUGUCUCUUAAAAGUCGCUUGAAGAGCGCCAUGGCUUUCAGCCCUCUGCAGGACAAGCUCCAGUGGAUGAUGGAGCAGAGCCUCCAUGGUGAGGUGAUGAAGACUCAGGACCUCCCUGAUGUGGUUGUCUCUAUCAGCAAGAACCCCCAUGGCUACAAACUGGGCUGGGACUUCCUCCGAGCCCACUGGCACACCCUGAUCAAAAAAUUUGACCUCGGCUCACACUCCAUAUCAUACAUGGUGACUGGGACGACCAGCCAGUACUCUACCAGGGAGAUGCUUCAUGAGAUACAAAGCUUCUUCGGCUCUCUGACUGAGGAGACGGGCUUAAAGAUGAGGUGCAUCCAGCAGACCUAUGAGACCAUUGAGGAUAACAUCCGCUGGAUGGACACAAACCUUCCUCUGCUGCAGGCGUGGCUGAAUAAGCGCAACACAAAAAUGCCUCAUGAAGAUUUAUAAGAACAUGAAGACAAAAUGGCCAGAGGGGGAUAAUGAAGGUGUGGACUCAGGCUGGUCACAAUCAAAAACGAUAACUCUUAGCUUAUUUUGAAUGUAAAUUUUAUACCAGAAUACACUUUAUCAUUAGAUCAUUGGUCAUAUAACAUUGUAUUUUCCAUAAUUGAUAAAACACUUCAAACAGACCCUGAUUUUAAUUUAUUUUCAUACCACUCCAAACCACAUCCUUAAAGUGAGCAAUUAAGUGUUUCUCUGGUAUCUGAUUGAGGAAACAAAAUUUCUGUUUAGGAAAUUAACAAUUUUUUAGGAGCUGUUUGGGUUGCUUUGUUUUUAUCUUGUGCUCAGAGUUGAAUGUUUAUGUUUGUGGUUAAGUGUAUUUGUGCAAGCGAGUGUGUUUUCAAUGUGAAUUAAGGAUUGAUAGUUUUUCACUGCUGUAAAGUUUUGGGUUUUGGAAAGAUAAUUAAGAUUUAAGCUGCGUGGUACCAACAGAACACAUACUGUAAAUCUUUUACUGUUUUUUAUGGACUAUAAGUCUAUAAGACUAUAAGAAGAAAAUCAGGAACUCAGUGAAGACAGAGAGAUGUUUGCUGCCUUUACCCUUCAAUAAAAAGGCUUAAAGGUAACAUAAGCAAAACAGGAAAGAAAUACCCUGGUGCACUUGUGAAAAAGCUAAAUUUGACCUCCUUGUUUUCACCACUAACAGCACAUCACAUACUGUUUUGUAUUUGCUUAAAUUUGCAGAAUUGACAACAAAAUACGAACUCUGACUGCACUGUAAACAUUUUUAGUGGAGACAAAAUUGAUAUUUUUGAUAGAAAAAAAGAGCAGUGACAUGUUCCAAAAACACUUUGUUCUAUUCAGCUCUGCACUGUCAUGUUGCUGCUUUUAAUUCUGUUAAUUUAACAAAAACAUGUUGAAUUAAUUAUUGGAUCCAUAAACUAUAUUUGUCAUAACA
Melanotaenia boesemani (Boeseman's rainbowfish) is the source of this 4191-nucleotide messenger RNA. It is a transcript of the gene erap1b, whose product is annotated as endoplasmic reticulum aminopeptidase 1b. NCBI's taxonomy places the organism in Eukaryota, Metazoa, Chordata, Actinopteri, Atheriniformes, Melanotaeniidae. Bases 357 to 3239 code for a protein of 960 amino acids. The record is from RefSeq and is a predicted model, not a curated record. The transcript is spliced from 19 exons. Gene Ontology annotation, cellular component: cytoplasm. Gene Ontology annotation, biological process: proteolysis; peptide catabolic process. Gene Ontology annotation, molecular function: zinc ion binding; metalloaminopeptidase activity; peptide binding.